ACAAAUUCCAUCUGUCAUUUCAUUCAUGUUAGAGGUUAGCGACCGCGUAUUGAUAUUUUUAUGAUUUAGUUAGUUUUUUAAUAAUGCCUUACUGGUAUUAUGACAAGAAAGAUCUACAGAACACGCCGUCGUUUCGAGAUGGAAUUAACAACGAGACAGAGAACCGCUACCGCAAGGAGGGCGCAAGAUUCAUUAUUGACACAGGGUCGAAGAUGGACUUAGGUUAUAAUACAGUGGCGACUGGUGUUGUUUAUUUUCAUCGGUUUUACAUGUUCCACUCGUUCAGGACAUUCCCUAGAUAUAUAACCGCGUGUUGCUGUUUGUUUUUGGCGGGAAAAGUUGAGGAAACUCCGAAAAAGUGUAAAGAUAUAAUCAAAGUGGCGAAGUCUUUGCUGACGGAGCAGAAGUUUGCGAGUUUUGGUGAGGAUCCCAAAGAAGAAGUGAUGACUUUGGAGCGCAUUCUGCUCCAAACGAUCAAGUUCGAUUUGCAGGUGGAGCACCCAUAUGGGUAUCUGUUGAAAUAUGCCAAGUGCCUGAAAGGAGAUAAGGCUAAGUUACAGAAGAUGGUACAAAUGGCGUGGACUUUUGUGAAUGACAGUUUAUGCACAACACUGUGUUUACAAUGGGAGCCUGAAGUGAUAGCUGUAGCGUUGAUGUUCCUCGCGGGCAAGCUCAGCAAGUUUGAGGUGGUGGACUGGAACGGACGGACCCCAAAACACACAGCAUGGUGGGACAUGUUUGUUGAAGAUAUCACUAUGGAGCUGCUGGAAGAUAUAUGCCAUCAGGUGUUAGACCUGUACUCGCCACAAACGCAACCGUCGGGGGGCGACUCCCCCCCUCUGGCGAACCCCUCGAAGGCUCCAAAAAACUUGCAGAAGCCCCCGUCCGGUACACCGCCCGCUUCCGCAUCGCCUGUCGCGCCUAUAAGUAAGCCAGCGGUCACACCGAUCAAAAAUGGCGGGGACUUGAAGCCUGAGCCGCCCAAGUUGGAGCCUCCGCCGAGGUUCGGCUACGCGCCGCCGCCGUACGCGAGCAUCCCCCCGCCGGCGCCGUUCCCCCCCAUGCCGGCGUUCGGCGCGCCCCCGCCCCCGCUGGCGCGCCUGCCGCUGCUGUACUCGGAGCCGCCCCCCGCGGCGCCGCGCUACCCCCCGCCGCCCCCCGCACACCCGCCCGUGUCGGUGCCCCCUCCCUACUACCCCCCCAUCCCCGCGCCGCCCCCGCGACCGUAUUUUCCGCCGCCGUAGCGUUAAGAUUUACAAUAGUAUAAUUUUUUACCGAAAUAUAAAGUGAUGGCCAA
Molecule: messenger RNA, 1297 nt
Organism: Amyelois transitella
Lineage: Eukaryota; Metazoa; Arthropoda; Insecta; Lepidoptera; Pyralidae
Product: cyclin-K
Exons: 4
Coding region: 84-1244 (386 amino acids)
Biological process (GO): positive regulation of DNA-templated transcription, elongation; regulation of transcription by RNA polymerase II
Cellular component (GO): nucleus; cyclin/CDK positive transcription elongation factor complex
Molecular function (GO): cyclin-dependent protein serine/threonine kinase activator activity
Source: RefSeq, a predicted model, not a curated record